UUGGCCAUUUGUCUACGGCACUUUUAUCUGAAGGACGUCGCCUGUAGCUCUGGGGAUACAAUGAUCAUUUACGUGAAGACGCUAACAGGGAAAACGUUGACAAUAGAAGUCACACCUCAAGAUACCGUGGAAGUAUUAAAAGCAAAAAUACAAGACAUAGAAGGCGUACCAAUUGACCAACAGAGGCUCAUCUUCUCCGGAAACCAGCUCGAAGAUGAGAGAACACUCGAGGACUUCAAUAUUAGCUCAGAAUCUGUGUUGCAUCUAAUCCUUCGUCUGAGAGGAGGAGGCAUCCGUAUGUUCUUCCUCAACGUGGUAUUGCCAUCAGCUGAUGUGAUUCAACCGGUUGUCAACGGACAGACGACCGUUAGCGAGGUGAAAAGCUACUGGAAGAAGAGAAUCCAUCCUUUAAAGGGCCGGAAGUAUCGUCUGAUGGUGGCUCAGCAGGCGAUGAGCAGCAGCAAGACCUUGAGGGAUUAUGGCAUCACGUCAGAGGCAGUCGAUAAGCCGUGUGUUGCCCUCCCAGCUGUUGCCAAGUGCUCCUCGGAUGUCGAAAGGAACCACAGACAUUUUGAUGCAUUCUAUACCUGCUCCAAAAUGGGUUUUAUUCUUCUCUAUUUUGCGAAUGUAUCAAGCUCAUUCCUCGUGCUGGAAAAUCGCUUGUUAAACAGUGCACUCCAGUUGGCAAGAAAAUCAGUUUCCUUCACUAUGAGUAAAGAAACACACAGGAUUAUGGCAGAACCUCUAGCGAUGCACACAAUAAGUACGAAGUAUCAAAAGUGUACUGCAUAUAAAACUAAACAUUCUCAUAGUGGCAUGGAUAAGAUAACAUGUUGGCAAUACAAUAUAAUAUACAAAGAAAGAUUAGAAUAUGAGAUGAUGUUGGCCAUUUGUCUACGGCACUUUUAUCUGAAGGACGUCGCCUGUAGCUCUGGGGAUACAAUGAUCAUUUACGUGAAGACGCUAACAGGGAAAACGUUGACAAUAGAAGUCACACCUCAAGAUACCGUGGAAGUAUUAAAAGCAAAAAUACAAGACAUAGAAGGCGUACCAAUUGACCAACAGAGGCUCAUCUUCUCCGGAAACCAGCUCGAAGAUGAGAGAACACUCGAGGACUUCAAUAUUAGCUCAGAAUCUGUGUUGCAUCUAAUCCUUCGUCUGAGAGGAGGAGCAUCCCUAUGUUCUUCCUCAACGUGGUAUUGCCAUCAGCUGAUGUGAUUCAACCGGUUGUCA
This is a messenger RNA of Penaeus vannamei (Pacific white shrimp), 1233 nucleotides long. The record is from RefSeq and is a predicted model, not a curated record. Lineage: Eukaryota; Metazoa; Arthropoda; Malacostraca; Decapoda; Penaeidae.